Messenger RNA from Hemicordylus capensis (graceful crag lizard), 5278 nucleotides. RefSeq names its product S-phase cyclin A associated protein in the ER (gene SCAPER). NCBI's taxonomy places the organism in Eukaryota, Metazoa, Chordata, Lepidosauria, Squamata, Cordylidae. Gene Ontology annotation, molecular function: nucleic acid binding; zinc ion binding. The coding region runs from base 283 to 4527 and encodes 1414 amino acids. The transcript is spliced from 33 exons. The record is from RefSeq and is a predicted model, not a curated record.
UGAUGUUUGGGAAGGGUGGGAAAAUUUGACUGCUUCAGAGCUUUCCAAGGUGUCUGUGUUUGCUCAAAACGUAACCCCAGCUGCUUAGCAACAAAACACUCUCUUCAGCCUCCACAGCCAUUCCUAGCAGUGAGCCCUGAUACCUGAGGAAGCUGGUGGUGGCAGAAAACAACGGAGGCAAAAGGACUUCCUGGUCAGGGAAGAUGUCUGCAAAUAACAAAACAGAGAGAUCGCAUUUGUUUCCACCAUUUUACAUUGAGAAGUAAAAUCUAUGACAACUUCAUGGGGACAGCCAAAAAUGUAAUAAGUGAAUCUGUUGAUGCAGAGGAUAGUUAUAACAUUAUGGCUUCUUUCCAGCGCUCUAACAGUCACGACAAGGUCCGGAGGAUAGUAGCUGAGGAGGGUCGCACAGCAAGGAACUUGAUUGCCUGGAGUGUCCCAUUGGGAAGCAAGGAGGAGGAUGGAAAACCUAAAUGGCAAGUAGGGGGGAAAUCAAAGAGAAUAACUCAGGGGACGCACAAAACAGCGAAACAGAGCACGACAUCAGAGUGUAAAGUAACGUCAAUGGCUGGAGAGAAGAAUGUAGAUAAAAGUCCCACAAAAAUGAGGCAGCCACGGAAAGUGGAUCUGAGAGGACGCUACUGGGCUUUCCUUUUUGACAACCUGAGACGUGCCGUUGAUGAAAUCUACGUCACUUGUGAAUCGGAUCAGAGUGUGGUAGAAUGUAAGGAGGUGCUGAUGAUGCUGGAUAAUUAUGUGAGGGAUUUCAAGGCAUUGAUUGAUUGGAUCCAGCUACAGGAAAAAUUAGAGAAGGCAGAUGCCCAAAGCAGACCUACUUCGCUGGCAUGGGAAGUAAAGAAGAUGUCUCCAGGACGGCAUGUAAUUCCAAGCCCAUCAACGGACCGAAUCGGUGUAACGUCAAAUGCACGGAGAAGUCUAAAUUUCGGGGCUCCAUCUGUGACGGUUACUUCAAGUCGUCUGGCUCCAUCAGGAGUAAGUUGGGCUGACAAAGUCAAAGCAAAUCAUACCACAACAGCUCCCAAUUUAGAGAAGGUAACGACACAAGCAUGCACACCAAUACCAGUGCCCAAGUCUUCCCGGAGAAAUGAACGAAAAGAUGCAGAAGGAUGGGAAACGGUCCAGCGUGGAAGGCCCGUUAGAUCCAAAUCUUCUGCUUUGGCUACUAAGUCAACUUCAUCUGCAGAAUUAUCAAGGUUCAAGGAUGACAGUGACAAAGAAAAUGUUGUCCGACCAUCAGAGAAUAAACGGAAGAGUUCAUUGACGGAAGAGAGUAUAUCUAAAAAUAUAGAACCCAUCCAGAAAGAUGCUUGCUACCUGUAUGAGCAUCCUCUUGCUGAAAGGACUCAGUUCACAGGCCGCAUACUGGAGGACAUCAAAAUCUCUGACAACAAUAGCUUACAAGAUGGUUCUCUGCAGUCCUCUUCUGAAGUGCCCGUUGUCUUCAUAGAUGCUGAACAUGCUACUACAAGUCCACAGAAGGAAGAGAGCACCAUUUCCAGUAGUGGAGAAGAGAGCCAAGCAGAGAAAAAUAAGAUAGAAAGUGAAAUGGAUCCUGCCGAUAUUUCAAAUUCCAUGGCAGAGGUUCUUGCUAAAAAAGAGGAGUUAGCAGACCGCCUGGAAAAAGCCAAUGAAGAGGCCAUUGCCAGUGCCAUUGCCGAAGAAGAACAGCUAACCCGAGAGAUUGAAGCGGAGGAGAACAAUGACAUUAACAUUGAAACAGACAACGACAGUGACUUCUCUGCUAGCAUGGGCAGUGGAAGUAUCUCUUUCUGUGGUAUUUCGAUGGACUGGAAUGACGUUCUGGCAGAUUAUGAAGCUCGUGAAUCUUGGCGUCAAAAUAACUCUUGGGGUGACAUAGUGGAAGAAGAACCAGCUCGUCCACCAGGCCAUGGAAUACACAUGCAUGAGAAACUCUCUUCGCCCUCUCGCAAAAGAACCAUCGCUGAGUCUAAAAAGAAGCAUGAAGAAAAACAGAUGAAAGCUCAGCAGCUGAGAGAAAAGUUGCGUGAAGAGAAAACACUAAAACUGCAAAAAUUAAUGGAGCGGGAAAAAGAUGUACGAAAAUGGAAGGAAGAAUUGUUGGAUCAGAGGCGGAGGAUGAUGGAAGAAAAAUUACUCCAUGCUGAAUUUAAGCGGGAAGUCCAAUUGCAAGCCAUUGUGAAAAAAGCACAAGAGGAAGAAGCUAAGGUAAAUGAAAUUGCAUUUAUAAACACUCUAGAAGCCCAGAAUAAACGACACGAUGUCUUGUCCAAACUAAAGGAGUAUGAACAAAGGCUGAAUGAACUGCAGGAAGAGCGCCAGCGCAGGCAGGAGGAGAAGCAAGCCCGCGACGAAGCUGUCCAGGAACGUAAAAGAGCUUUGGAAGCGGAGCGCCAAGCUCGGGUCGAAGAGCUGCUAAUGAAAAGAAAAGAACAGGAAGCUCGGAUCGAGCAGCAGAGGCAGGAAAAAGAGAGAGCCAGGGAAGACGCAGCUCGGGAGCGGGCCAGAGAUCGAGAAGAGAGGCUGGCUGCUCUGACGGCAGCUCAACAGGAGGCCAUGGAGGAACUGCAGAAGAAGAUCCAGUUGAAGCAUGAUGAGAGCAUUCGGAGGCACAUGGAACAAAUAGAGCAGAGGAAAGAGAAAGCCGCCGAACUGAGCAGCGGAAGACACGCAAAUACGGACUACGCACCUAAACUUACACCGUACGAGAGAAAGAAGCAAUGCUCCUUGUGCAAUGUCUUGAUUUCCUCAGAGGUGUAUCUCUUUAGCCAUAUUAAAGGGAAAAAGCACCAGCAAGCCGUGCGAGAAAACAGCAGCAUCCAAGGAAGGGAGCUUUCCGAUGAAGAAGUGGAACACCUGUCAUUAAAGAAGUACAUUGUGGAUAUUGUAGUAGAAAGCUCAGGCCCAACAGAGCCAUUAAAAGAUGGUGAGGAGAGACAGAAAACAAAAAAGAAGGCCAAGAAGCUAAAAGCACGGAUGAACUCAAGGGCCAAGGAAUAUGAAAGUGUAAUGGAAGCAAAAAACUCUUCCUGUGACUCCCCUUACAAAGCAAAGCUGCAGCGAUUAGUAAAAGAUCUGCUAAAGCAACUUCAGAUUCAAGACAGCAACAAAGUUUCUGCUCUGGAUAGAAUUUUAGGCGAGAUUUCACGUAUCCUGGAAAAAGAGAAUGCAGCAGAUCAAGUUGCCUUUCACGUGGCCGGGGGCUUUACGGCUCUGGAGCAAGUUCUUCAAGUCGUGAUGACUCCCACCAACCUGAACUCUGUUUCACGGAUUCCCCUGAAGUCACUCUACAGUACAAUAAAUGCUUACCACCUGGCAUGCAACAACUGUGUGGAGAACUGCACCUACGUGUUGUUUAGUAACAAGAUUACUUUUUUAAUGGACCUGUUGAUGCACCAGUUAAUGGUUUAUGUUCCAGAUGACCACAAUGCCACCCUAGGGAGAACUGCAAACAAACAAGUAUUUGAAGGUCUGACGACAGGAGUUCUAAGAAUUGUGGCUGUGGUGUUCCGGGGCCUGAUCUCCAGCGCACCUUAUGGAAACAAUCAGAUCUGUGCACCAAAAUUAAUACAAGAAAUGAAAAACAAGACCUCACAAGGCGAAGUCUUUAACAGUAGGAUACAAGACCUCAUCAGCUAUGUGGUGAAUAUAGGAUUAAUUGAAAAGCUGAGCUGCUGUUUCCUCUCAGUCCAAGGCCCAGUUGAUGAAAAUCCCAAAAUAGCCACUUUCUUGCAAAGUGUCACGGCCGUGUUGCAGGGAAUGUGCCAGUUGUGCUUUGCUGUCAAUGGGAGGUCAUGCAGCAUCUUCGAUAACCUCCGUCAGGAUCCCACAGGACUAACGGCAGCGCUUGAGGCGACAGAUCUGGUGGGCGUCUUGCACAUGCUGUACUGUAUUCUUUUCCAUGGGACAAUUGCAGACCCAAGCACAGCCAGCCCCAAAGAAAGUUACGCAGAGAAUACUGUCCAAGUGGCUCUUCAGAGCUUACGCUUCUUCAAUAGUUUUGCUGUUCUUGAUCUGCCGGCUUUCCAGUCUAUCGUAGGGGCUGAAGGACUGUCCCUGGCCUUCAGACACACUGUCAGCUCUCUGCUGUGGCACUGUUCCCAGCAUACCUGUGAAGCACUACUGCAUGAAGUCAUUGUGUGUGUGGGAUAUUUCACUGUGAACCACCUGGAUAAUCAGGUGAUCGUCCAAUCCGGCCGCCACCCCACCGUCCUGCAGAAGCUGUGCCAGCUGCCUUUCCAGUACUUCAGUGAUCCUCGCCUCAUCAAAGUGCUCUUUCCAACGCUCAUAGCCGCUUGUUACAAUAACCCACAGAACAAGAUCAUUCUGGAGCAAGAGAUGAGUUGUGUGUUACUUGCCACGUUCAUUCAGGAUUUCACGCAGAGUUCAGGCCAGAUAGACAACCAGCUUUCUCAACAAAGAGAAAAAAUCUUCAGCUCUCAAGAUUAUCUUGAACUCUCAAACCGGUUUCCUCGCCAGACCUGGGAAGAGGCACGCCAGUUCUUCUUGAAGAAAGAGAAAAAAUAAGUUGGUUUUGAAUUUUCAAAAUGGUUAACCUUUAUCAUUGUUGAGCGGUUUAUUCUUUAGGCAGUUGUUCUAAAGACUCUUUUUGUAUUCAAAAUGCAUAAAUGGUGUGUAUAUAUGCAUAUCUGUCUAUAGAUAGAUAGAUAUAUAGAUAUGUAAUAUAUAUGUAUAAAAAUAUUUUGCACUUGUGUCAGAAGAAUUGUACAUACAUUAAAGUUGUGUUUUGCCAUGCUGAAAAUAAGCUUUUCCAUUAAUAUAUGGUUCCUUGUGUCUUAUACCCUGUGGUGUAGUUUCUCUUGCACUGCAAAGCUGCUGACAUUUGGUUCUAUAAAUAUACUAGAUACAAUUGACCAGGAAGUUAUCCUGCAAAAAACCCUUUAAGUUAGUCAGAGCUGUACAAGAGCACUGUAGUGCCUUUGCUGCUUAUUCAUUUUAAUGGGGCUUGUGCAAGAGAUCUUCCCGGGCAAUUAUGUCCAUUGUUUUGUUCUAUAUCACUUGUAAUAAAAUAACUUAUUAUGUUCUAUUCCGAUGUAUUCAAUUAUUUAGAAAGCACAAAAGUCCUAAAUGUAGAUAUAAGCAUUUAAAUUAACUGAACAUAUAUGAUGUUUAAGCCCUUUGGGGCUUGGUUUCCAGUUUACUUAAAAUUUGUGUGUAUGUUGCAGAGGAAUUUGUACAUUUUUACAACUGAUGUUCUUGAUAUUCUGCUGCUGUAAGCGAGGGGUUUUCACUACACUUAUUAAAAGCAAUACUACAA